Messenger RNA from Penicillium subrubescens, 609 nucleotides. RefSeq lists its product as uncharacterized. The transcript has a single exon. NCBI's taxonomy places the organism in Eukaryota, Fungi, Ascomycota, Eurotiomycetes, Eurotiales, Aspergillaceae. The record is from RefSeq and is a predicted model, not a curated record. Bases 1 to 609 code for a protein of 202 amino acids.
AUGCGCCCCUCCGUCUUUCUAGCUUCAGCCCUCGCCACGCUAGUCGCCGCCGCCGACAGCAGCAGCACAACCAAAGGCAUCGUCUACCCAGACUGGGACAUAACCAUCCCCCGCUACGAAAGCACCGCCGCCAGCGUCGCCGGAAUCAACGCGCUCGCCACAACAUACCAAAUCAAGUGCCUGCCCGGCGCAAACACACUCAGCUGCAAUAUCAAGGAUCCCUGGACCAUCAUCCAAGGUCCCGCCACCGCCAGUUUUACGGGUGUUUACACCGCUUCUUCUACCGGAAAAAAUGCUGUCACCGUGACCCGGGAGUGGAAGUGCGAUUUGAAGUCUUACACUGAGUCUGCGUCUUGCAGUAUGAGCUUCAAGGCUAGUGGUACUGUUGAUGGUAGGGGCAUUUCGACUUCGACUUCUUCGAAGAACAAGAAUUUGCCUACGAGGCAGUUGGCGACCGCGGGGAUUCUUGUUACGGGUGGUAUUGCGUCGUUUACUGCUUCUCAGGCGACGCAGACUCCGUCUGGUGGUGCGGCUGCUCCGGCUAAGGCGAUGGUUACUGCUGCGCCUCUCGGGGCUGCUGCCGUGAUAGCUAUUGCUGGUAUGCUUUGA